Messenger RNA from Leptinotarsa decemlineata (Colorado potato beetle), 2097 nucleotides. It is a transcript of the gene stas, whose product is annotated as Transmembrane protein stas. Gene Ontology annotation, cellular component: endoplasmic reticulum membrane. Gene Ontology annotation, biological process: autophagosome assembly. The record is from RefSeq and is a predicted model, not a curated record. NCBI's taxonomy places the organism in Eukaryota, Metazoa, Arthropoda, Insecta, Coleoptera, Chrysomelidae.
UGUGACAUGACACAUGCAUUGUUUUGUUUUUCAAAAAUUUGGAACAUGUGGUUUGUAAUCAUUUUAUUUACAAAAUCCUGGUGAAAAUUACAGUUUUCAAGUGAUGGUAUUUUUUCAGUGUUAUUGAAGUAGCGUAUAACAGCAUAAAUACAGUGUUCUGAAUAAAAAAGACCAUAAAAAUGACUUCACGAGUUUUAGAUCAGAACGACAAAGUCCCCCCAACGUUUGCUACAAUUGGGGUGAUAGUGAUAUUCUUGACUGCCCUUUCAUCAUUAUUUCUAGUUUACAGUACAUUUCCGAAUGUAACAGAGGAAGAAAAGCAGUUUAUUAAACUACCAUAUAAUUUGGAAGAUGCUAAAAACCUUGGCAUCGUGUUGAACAAAUAUAAAAGUGAACAUUACUAUCAAGUGAUGGCUGGAGUGUUUCUAAUGUAUAUAUUCCUGCAGACUUUUGCAAUUCCAGGUUCUUUAUUUCUUUCGAUACUCUCUGGAUUCCUGUUUCCAUUCACAGUAGCCUUAAUUCUGGUAUGCACUUGCUCAAUGGUUGGAGCCUCUCUGUGCUUCAUGCUAUCGCAGCUGCUGGGAAAAAAACUAGUGUUCUACUUUUUCCCGGAGAGAGCCCAAUCGUGGGCUGCGAAAGUGGAUAAGCACCGUGACAACCUACUCAACUAUGUGAUAUUUCUUAGAAUCACGCCGUUCUUGCCCAACUGGUUCAUCAACUUGGUAGCUCCCGUGAUUGGAGUCCCUCUUUUCCCGUUUGCUUUUGGAACUUUUAUAGGAGUGGCACCACCUUCAUUCAUAGCUAUACAAGGAGGACAAACUUUGCACGAUAUAACAGCCAGUGAAGGUGCUUUCAGUCCUGUUACAUUAGUUUGGCUAACAGUAUUUGGUGGGAUAUCUCUGAUUCCGAUAUUAUUAAAGAACAAGCUUCGAGAGAAGAUUGAUUAGGCUGUGUUUGUUUUUAGAAAAAAAUUAUUUAUUCUUGGUUUUGUUGAAUAUUGUUAAUUCAUUACUUUUUGAUCACAAGUGAUGGAACCUGACUGCAUAAGUGAGGGAAAGUAAAUGAAAUUUAAAUAAAGUCGAUGAAAUGGUUUGUAAUAUAAUGUAAAACUAUGAAAUGGUUUCUUAUCGAUAAGAAUCUUCGAUAAUAUACCUCAAAAACGGAAUGACUUGAAGUUCACAAUUGAAGAGCAAUGAUCCUAAAACUCAAACUUUCCGUACACUGUUCGUACACUUUCUUGUACACUGUUCAUAAGGAUAUGGUUAAUUUCUUUGACAAUACUCGCCUAUCCAAUUUUCCCAAAACAUUUUAAAUUAGCUCAAACUUUGCUCCAAAAUGCCAAUACUCAUCACGUGCUCGCUGGGAAAAAUCAAUGGAAAACUAUAUUUCCUCUGGGAAAGGAACAUUAACGAGAACUUCAAUGACACUAGCAAUUUUUCUUUGUGAAAACUAGAUUUGGAUAACUAGAUAAAAGACUUUAAUUUACUCAAAAUUUUAUUAACUAAAAUAAGCCAUUAAAGGUAUAAUUGUUAACAAAACUAUACAUAUCUCAAAAACACAUUACAUUUUUUAGAUUCACAAAAACAAUUUGAUGUUUAAUGAAUUCAUUGAAAUUACAAAAACAAUUCUCUAAGGUUUAAGAUUUUUACCUGCUUUUGUACGGUUUGAAGAAUAUUAGGUAUGUUAUCAAUAUCAGAAUUGUCUUGAUUUUUGAAAAUUCGAUGCUUUGUGUUUCAUAACAUGAGUCAAUAUACUUAGAAGAAAUCAUUUCAUUUAUUCCAGAUUUGAUUUUUUUUUUAUUUAGGUGAUUCAAUAACACCCUAGGUGCUCCUUUUUAUAUUUGUUUGUUACCAAAUGUUAUCAAGAAAUUUAAAUAUCAUAUUUUCUAUUGAGGACUGUCUUGAGAGCUGUCAAAAUAAAAUUAUUGCUGUACAUAUAAAUUUCUGGGCAGUUCUUAUAACUGAAAAAUGAAAAUGAGAAACUUUUGAUUGCUUUCCAUUUCAUAUUUAACUGUAAUUAGUUAAUGCAGGAUUUCUUGAUACUUUGAGAGACUUGAACAAUCAGAAAUGUGUGAUCAGACCCUGUUCAGAUUUGAAU